Molecule: messenger RNA, 3584 nt
Organism: Telopea speciosissima
Lineage: Eukaryota; Viridiplantae; Streptophyta; Magnoliopsida; Proteales; Proteaceae
Exons: 6
Coding region: 36-3545 (1169 amino acids)
Source: RefSeq, a predicted model, not a curated record
UUUGACCUGCAUUUUGUGGAACAGGCAAAAGAAGAAUGAUGGGUUUUGGUUCUUUCGGUCACGGGAGUUCAGCAUCAUCGUCAAACUUGUCGCCCUUAGCACAGCCUUUCACUGUUGAUCGAUCCCUUCCCAAACCCAACCUAAACCCACUCGUACCUUUAGGUGAGGACCCUUACUCAUAUUCCUAUCGGCCUGCUUUCGACAAUUGGCUCCAUUUGCACCCUCAUACUUCCCUACCCGAUUCAUUUUCCAGUCCUAAUUCCUAUUCUGAGUCAGACUCAAUCCAUGUCCCCAAUCUGUCCCGCGUGAGCAAUCAUGGGCACUAUGGUUCUCAGUCUAUCACCUCAUUUGGUACACAUAUGAAGCCCAAGACUGCAACUUCUUCUGUUGUUUCUUUCCCUUAUGAUCAGCAGCAAUCAGAUAGCAUAAGAACUACUUUUGUUGAAGCAAAGCCAUAUUAUCCCCAGUACCCAUCAGCAGCUAUUCAUGAUGAGACUUCCCCUGUAGUACUCAAUGAGUCUGCUUGUGAUAUGUUAUCAGUUUCUAAUUUUGCUCCUUUAGAUGAGAAUUAUCAUACCGGUUACACUGGAAGCUUUUCUGUGGGCUACAUGGAUCAGUGGAGUGGCUUUUGUGACGGUCUGCCUGAUGAGGAGCAGGGUAGAAGGAAGGGCCUUGAUGGAAAUUCGUUCGUCAGCGGGAACCAUGGAACCGUUUCAAUAACUGAGAAAAGUUUUCUGAAGCAAGGGACUCUGGCUUCUGAAGGCUUGACUGCAAAAAGUGUUGACAUUUCUGCGUGGAAAAGUUCAAGUGGAUUGAGAGGUACAGGAUGGAUAGAUGAUAGAUGUUCACUACUGUCAGAAGGUACUGCUAGAGUAUCUCCUGACUUUUCAAGACCAGGAGUCUUGGGUCCUGCUUCAAUGCUUCAAGAAGCCCAUUUCCCUGAAGAACCAUCUCCAGCUUCAGACAUGAAAACCUGGAGUAGCCUUUUUCCUGAUACUGCUUCAUAUGAGAGAUGCUUCACACAACUUGAUUCAUGUACAACUGAUCCCGUGGUUUCGUAUGUGCCUGUAACAAAUUCUAACCCAACCCUACUCUUUGGAGCAAGGGCCGAUGGAACAAAUGCUUCAGCUCUGCUGACAAGUCCAUCAAGAAAUGUGAAUUUCAAUCAGCAGCCUGGGGAUGUAUUUGACAAUGAUGAAUCUGCUGGGGGUAUUACCUCCAACAUAAAAGAGCCUUUCAUCCAGACAAGUUCCAAAGGCAAAGAAGCUUAUGGUCAUACAUGUGUUGGUAUAAAUGAUUAUGUUGUCGUUGAUUCUUUUCCAUUAAAAAACAAUGCGCCAUAUAAACAGAAACAUCUUGUUGUUGAUUCCAUAGAACUGUUAAAGGGAAACUCGGAAUUCCAAGCCAAUCAUUUCAAACUCUCGGAUUCUUGCAAUAUAGUAUCUGGAGGUGCUGGAACAGCUGAUUUUGCUAACAGGUCUUCAGAAACAUUUGAUCAGUUUAACCCUGCUGUGGAUUCCCCCUGUUGGAAAGGUGCUCUAUCAUCUCAUCAAUCUCCAUUUGGGGUUGCUGUAGUGAUGUCUCCAUAUCUUCCCGUAAAGGAUUUUGAAUGUUGUAAUAGUUCAAAUCUUGAAGGAUCUCGUACUCUUGCUGUCAAUGCUGAUGAAGCUGUAGCUGUUUCCUCGCAAAAGGAAGGAGGGGACCUGGUACCCGAUGAAAAAGCACAUGGUAAAGAUUGUUUAUCAUCCUUGUCUAAGGGAUUGUCAUCAGUGGAUAAUUUUCCAUUUGUGGAAGAUGGAUUAAAAGAUUCUGUCAAGGCAGCACCAUAUCAUUCAAAAGUGAACAUUGAGAGUGAGAUACUAUGUUCUGAUGGCAUUCAAGAACUGACUCAACCAAGAAAAGAACAUGGACCGUCGAUCUACUCAAAAAGAAUUUCUGAACUCAAACCACCUCACAUGAAGCAAAUUAGUCAUUGGAAUAACAUUACAUCGGCAGAACUUUCUACCUCAGAGGCAACAGUUGUAAAUUUUGGGAUGGAUACCAAGGAUCCGGCACAGGAUGGGUCAUCUUGUGUGCAAUUCCAUGCUGUGGAACAUGCCUCAAGUUUACCUUUCUUUGCAGCUAGUGUUCCUGUUGGGCUUGCUAAACUAGUUGAUGGAGCAUCUGACACUGAAACUGAGUAUCCAGUUGCAAAAAGCAAUAUUUGGCUGCUGGUUAAUGCUAUGUAUAACUUGUCAGAAUUGCUUCUUUCUAGUUGUUUUAGAGAUGUAGAGGCAUUGAAGGAACAAGAUCAUGAGGUUCUUCGACACAUAAUCAACAAUCUUGAUGCAUGUCUCUCAAAGAAGGUUGGAUUAAUGAGACCACCGAUGCCCCAAUUACAAUUUCCGGAGUCAAGCACUUCCUGCCUUAGAAAGCUAACUGAUCCUCAAAAGGUCUCUGGGACAUGCAGGUCCCAGGUCAAUAGUGUAGAGGCAGUCAAUGUACUUAGUCAACAUGGCCUCGAGGGGAAAACGCAUUCUACUGUUUCUAGCAAGCAAGGUAAUAAAUUGGAGGAUUUUGUUUCCAUGGAAGAUGAGACAGGCAUUGAGAUAGAUAAUGACAUGACCCAGGCUAUUAAGAAAAUUAUGAAGGAGAAAUUGGGCAAUGAAGAAACACAUCCGCAAACAAUAUUAUUUAAGAAUCUAUGGCUCGAGGCAGAAGCUGCGUUGUGUUCUAUCAAAUAUAAAGCCCGCUAUGUCCGCUUGAAAAGAGAGAUGGAGAAAUCCAACAGAGACCAAGAGAAAGGAAAAUCUAUUGAUACUGGGGUACAUUUGAACCCUGAGGUUUCUCGUGAUCCAAGGGUUGAUGACAUGUUGAUACAGAAGAUGGAGAGUGCAGGUGCAGUUCCAGAUAAAGUGACCCAGGAGACUCCAACAGGUAUUGAUGUUCAGGUCGAGGACAUUGAAACUUCUGUUACCAAUAAGGCUGAGGACAUUGAGGCUUUUGUUGUCAGUAACACUGAGGACAUUGAAGCUUCUGCUGUCAGUAAGGCUGAGGACAUCGAAGCUUCUGUUAUGGCCAGAUUUCAUAUUCUGAAGUGCCGGGUUAACAGCUGUAGUUCAAUGAAUAAAAGGCAUCUGCUAGAUUCAAAUGGCAUUGGAGCCCAUGGAGGAAAAGUGGAGACAAUGUCUAGCCAAUGUCACAGUGGAAUACAAAAUAUUAAGACGAAGACCCAACCAAUAAAGGUAGUUGAUGUGGGUUUUUCAGAGAGGCGAAAGCCUUGGCCAUUUAUAAGAAACAGAUCAGAAGAUGGAUCUUUGGAAGUGACAAUUAGACCGGACAUGCAGUAUGACGGAACAAGUUGCAGUGAACAGAUAAUUGGAUUGGAUUCAGAUGUUCCUGAGCAGCAAGACACAAUGAAAGAGUUUGGGGUUUGUAUGUAUGAUGAGCUGGUCAAUGCUCUUAUAUCAAACAGGGAUGGGAAUCAGUUCCCAGGUGGUGGAUUUGAUAGCCCAUCGUCUGAUUGGGAACAUGUAUUGAACGAGGAGCUUAAGUGGCAAAACUGACGGCCAAACCUCAAACAAAUGUUUAAAACAAAAAAAAGA